AUGAAAGAUUAGAUAUGCAAAGAAACUAUUAGUCCUGAACCAGAAAAAUAAAAAUCAUUAAAUUUUCAUAGAAGAUUAACAAGUUCAUAGAUUGAAAGUGCUGGAAAAAAUCAAUAAUCUUAAAAGCAACUAUCUAAUAAAAUUUAAAGUAUAACACUUUGAUCAAUUGUAGUGCAUGGUUUAUAGUAAUUACUUAAGGUGGGUCCACAUAAUAAAGUACUUCAACCUAAAGUUUACUCAUAGAUGCUUAUACAUGAAAGUUUUUCUUAAUAAUACUUAAAAGACUUAAGUACAGCUUAUACUCCCAAUUAAUAAGCAAAUAUCUAGAGCAACUUUUUUAAAAAAGCAACUUUAUCAUAAUACUCAACAAUGACAAGUAGCAUAAAACCUAGAUUAAAGAGUGCAAACAAAGAAACAAUUAAAAGGAAAUCACAAAAUGAAACUACAUAAUUAUUGUCAAACAGAGAAAAGGAUAGAUAAACUAUUAUUUAGUUAUAAGAAAUAGUACAUAGGACAAAUUCAUUGUUAUAGCAAUAUCAGAAUGAAAUUUAUAGACAUAUCAAAGAAAAGGAGGAUUUAGUUAAUAUUAUACAACAAUUGUAAAUGCUCUGA
This is a messenger RNA of Paramecium primaurelia, 612 nucleotides long. The record is from the annotation of a GenBank genome assembly. NCBI's taxonomy places the organism in Eukaryota, Ciliophora, Oligohymenophorea, Peniculida, Parameciidae.